AUGAUGCGCUCCGUGAUCCCUCUGGUCGUCUCGCUCGCUUCGCUUGUCGCUGCCAUUGAAAUAACCAGCCCCGCUGCGAACACGACCUACACAGCCGGGUCCACCGUCAACGUCGAGUGGACUAGCGUGGAUACCGAUCCUACCAACUUCAGCCUUUAUCUCUGGAACUUUGUCUCCUGGCCUCCAUCUUAUGUUCCGCUGGCCAUCGACGUCCCCACGUCGGAUCUGUCUUACUCUGUCCAAAUCCCCUGCGAUACCACCCCCGACUGGGGUUACCAAAUCAGCGGUAUCAACGGCACCAACGUCUACAUCAUCUACGCGCAGGGUGAUAAGUUCACCGUCUCCAAUGCGGACAACAGCACCGCCUGUGUGGACACUCCUUUGCCGACUACCUUCACCUGCCCCAACGCUGCGGCGUCUACCGUUUAUGUCACGGUGAGCUCCACCCCCAGCUCCCGUCCUUUCCAUCAUCCAUCCCACGCCCAUCAUCCAUCCCACGUCCAUCCUUCUCCAUCACCCAGCACUGCCAGCAUCUUGAACUCUGAAUAUACAAAGCCUGGAAUUGUGCCUAAGACUAUAGGAUGGUGCUCAGACUAUUCCCACCCUGUAACCUUGGACAAGGUUCCCACCUCGACUCUGACUCUCUCGGCGCCCAACGAUACAAAUGGAUCUGAUGCGUCGCCGGUCGUCACUGCGGCACUGGGCCAGGUCACUGAUUCUCCUGGCAUCCACACAUUGACUAUCACUAACACUGCGACCGUGCUGGCUUGCCCGAACGUGCACACAAUUUGA
Molecule: messenger RNA, 792 nt
Organism: Penicillium antarcticum
Lineage: Eukaryota; Fungi; Ascomycota; Eurotiomycetes; Eurotiales; Aspergillaceae
Product: GPI anchored serine-threonine rich family protein
Exons: 1
Coding region: 1-792 (263 amino acids)
Source: RefSeq, a predicted model, not a curated record